Molecule: messenger RNA, 1212 nt
Organism: Neltuma alba
Lineage: Eukaryota; Viridiplantae; Streptophyta; Magnoliopsida; Fabales; Fabaceae
Product: histone H1
Exons: 2
Coding region: 121-981 (286 amino acids)
Biological process (GO): negative regulation of DNA recombination; chromosome condensation; nucleosome assembly
Cellular component (GO): nucleosome; nucleus
Molecular function (GO): structural constituent of chromatin; nucleosomal DNA binding; double-stranded DNA binding
Source: RefSeq, a predicted model, not a curated record
CAAAACUUCCAGCGGCAACGUCCUUUCAACGAACGUUACCCCGAAAUUUAGCUCUGAAGAAUUGAGCUCGCGUCGCUUCGAAGCCCUCAUCCGAUCUCAGGUUAUCCUUUUUCUUCAGUCAUGUCGACGGAAGAGCCCGCUGUAGUUGUGGAGUCUGUACAAGAACUAGCUGUUGCCGAGCCAGCCGAGGAGAAAGAGGCCGCAGAUGCUGGUGGCAAGACCAAGAAAGCCAAGGAGCCAAAACCUAAGAAGGCUGCUGCUCCUAGAUCUCGAAACCCUCCUGCGCAUCCUCCCUAUGAAGAGAUGAUCAAGGACGCAAUUGUUACGCUGAAGGAGAGGACUGGUUCUAGCCAGUACGCGAUCACCAAGUUUAUCGAAGAGAAAUACAAGCAGCUUCCGUCCAACUUCAGGAAGAUUGUGUUGCUCCAAUCAAAGAAGCUUGUGGCUGCCGGAAGGCUCGUUAAGGUCAAGGGAUCAUUCAAGCUUCCCUCUGUUAAGUCAUCGGCGCCGAAGGCAUCUGGGAAUUCUGCUCCUGCAAAGAAGCCUGCAGCUGCUAAGCCUAAGGCUAAGCCAGCUUCUAAGCCGAAGGAGACGAAAUCAAUCAAGGCGGCCACUAAAUCGCGUCCCAAGCCCAAAGCAGUCGCCAAGUCAAAGCCUAAAGCGGCUACCAAGCCGAAGGCCGCUCCGAAGCCCAAAGCUGCUCCGGCGAAGCAGAAGGCUGCACCGGCAAAGCCUAAGGCUGCUGCCUCUAAGCCAAAAGCUGCUGCUAAGCCCAAGGCUGCCGCAAGACCAAAGGCCAAGGAGAGACCGGCCAAGGCGUCUAGGACAUCGACCAGGACAUCGCCGGGCAAGAAGGCCCCUGCUCCUAAACCGGCACCCAAGAAAGCUGCGGCGUCCAAGAAAGCUCCUGCUAAAGGCGUUAAGCCUAAGAGUGUGAAGUCUCCAGCAAAGAAGGCUUCGGCAAAGAGAGGAAGGAAGUGAAGGGGGGAUCAGAGCCUAGUGUCUGUAGGGUUAGUCAUGUAAAGUUCCUUGUCGUUGCUUUGUAGAUGGAUCAACAGAUGUCCCUAAACGUUAUCGAAUUUCAUCAGUUUUUUCUUGGUUGCUUGAAUUUUUUUCCCCUCCCUUUUCAUAUCUAAGAAGUAGACAUAUGAUCUAGCCUAUUGUAGUUCAACGAGUUCUGAUAAAUGAAAUUACAGUUUGAGGGUUUCCUAA